GUACUGCAGUCUCCACAAACUCCUCUGUCCACGCCGUAACAGGUCAAUCCCAAACCACAGCACACAGCCCUGUUGUAAAGAGCCAUACCUCAGAGCCCUCAGUAAAAUCAACAGCACCGACCAACUUGAGUCUCACCUCUGCGGGUCAAACUACCACAGACAAAACCUCUUCCAUUGCUACAACGCUGCUGGUGUUGACUGCGCGACAUGAAAAGUCCAGCGAAAGCAGAAGCACAGCGGCUUCACCACCACAAGGUCAAGAGCCCAGGAGAAGUGAGAGUACCACAACAUCACCAACACAAGGUGCUCUUUUCUUUCUCACGCAGAGCAAUGGCACCUCAAAGCCCAUCACCCCAACACCGAAGUCCUCUGAUCACUUGCCUACACCCACUCCCACAGAUGACAAAUCACCGCUGACGGUGGCAGCUUUUGGUGUCAUCAGCUUCAUCGUGAUCCUGAUAGUGGUUGUGAUCAUUCUGGUCAGCGUGGUCAGCCUGAGGUUCAAGUGUAACCGCUCAAAGGACUCCGAAGACAAGCAGAAACCAGGGACCUCCAUGGUAUCAGAGAGCUGCUCGGCAAGCCCAAGCCAGAAGGACAACAGCAUCACUCUGAUCUCCAUGAAGAACAUCAACAUGAACAACAGCAUGAGUUACCCGCCGUCAGAAAAG
This is a messenger RNA of Mesitornis unicolor (brown roatelo), 668 nucleotides long. RefSeq names its product endothelial cell surface expressed chemotaxis and apoptosis regulator (gene ECSCR). The annotation marks the transcript as partial. The transcript is spliced from 9 exons. Lineage: Eukaryota; Metazoa; Chordata; Aves; Mesitornithiformes; Mesitornithidae. Gene Ontology annotation, biological process: positive regulation of endothelial cell apoptotic process; positive regulation of proteasomal protein catabolic process; negative regulation of angiogenesis. The record is from RefSeq and is a predicted model, not a curated record. Gene Ontology annotation, cellular component: plasma membrane; cytosol.